AAAAAAGCUUGACCCGAGCCUGCUCGCUAAAGACAUCGCUUAAAGUGAGCGAUGUGACCAGCAUUGGUGGAGGGGUCAAACCAGGAUCGCCGAUUGAAGAAGUUCACCGCUCGAGGUCCAUGGCGAAAACUUGAGCAAAUUCUGCAUAGCUUGUGCAAGGAUGCAGAUAUGCCGGAACCGGAAGUGCCAUCGUCAACGGCGAGAACGCGGACGGGUUGUUCGUCGGUUGCUGAGGAAGUAAAGUAAACAAAUCCGGGAAGGAGAUGUAUCCACCGCUCAGGGGUCACUCCUGUGUCGACGAAACCCUAACCCAGGCAACACCAGCCAACAGCACCCACACAGCACCAAUUGCAUCGUCCCAACAGCCAACCGCAUCCACGCAAAACCCUGUGACACAGGGUUGAUCCUUCCCAACCAACAGCCCUGAAAGACUCUGCCACUGUCACUUAACAAGCAACUCCCCCUAGGCGCUGUCGAAUUGUUUACACACUCUUUCACUCAUUGCCGUCAAGAAAAUUACCACCAAAAUGACACGCUCAAUCCUCCCAACCUUCCCGCUCAUCAUCCUCGGCGUGAUCGAGCCACUGAUGCUCCUCGAAGCUUACCGCGUCGGCAUCAUCAACCCUGGCGCCCAGCACUACUUCACCCGUCAACUCCCGCCCGACUUGCUCUACACCACCAAGACUACUCAGCCUCCCGAUUUCUCUCCCCAGGCCGAAACGGUCACCCUCCAGCUGGUCAACGUCUUCCUCCUCCUCGCGGGCUUGGCUGUCGUGUGCUGCUUCAGCAAGGAUAAAUGGACCGUCAAGGGCUAUUGCGUCGUGGUCGGGCUGGCGGAUUAUGGCCAUAUCUGGUCCAUCUACAAGGGUUUGGGCGCGGAGGCGUUUUGGGAGUUUGGCAAAUGGAACGACUUGGUUUGGGGCGGGGUGUUGGCAUCCGCGCUGUUGAAUUUGGUGAGGUGGGGGGUUGUGUUUGAUGUUUUCGGGAGGUUGAAAGAUGGGGAGAAGGUGAAGACGAAGUGA
Messenger RNA from Podospora pseudopauciseta, 1022 nucleotides. RefSeq lists its product as uncharacterized. The transcript is spliced from 3 exons. NCBI's taxonomy places the organism in Eukaryota, Fungi, Ascomycota, Sordariomycetes, Sordariales, Podosporaceae. The record is from RefSeq and is a predicted model, not a curated record. Bases 528 to 1022 code for a protein of 164 amino acids.